Arctia plantaginis is the source of this 312-nucleotide messenger RNA. The record is from the annotation of a GenBank genome assembly. Lineage: Eukaryota; Metazoa; Arthropoda; Insecta; Lepidoptera; Erebidae.
AUGUCAGGUCGAGGAAAAGGCGGGAAAGGUUUAGGAAAAGGUGGCGCUAAACGUCACCGAAAGGUGUUAAGAGACAACAUCCAAGGAAUCACUAAGCCCGCCAUCAGAAGAUUAGCAAGAAGAGGAGGUGUAAAAAGAAUAUCUGGAUUAAUUUAUGAAGAAACCAGAGGUGUUCUGAAGGUGUUUCUGGAAAACGUCAUCAGAGACGCUGUCACGUAUACGGAGCACGCAAAACGAAAAACUGUGACUGCUAUGGAUAUCGUUUAUGCUUUAAAGAGGCAAGGGCGAACACUGUACGGUUUUGGUGGUUAA